Molecule: messenger RNA, 2232 nt
Organism: Colletotrichum lupini
Lineage: Eukaryota; Fungi; Ascomycota; Sordariomycetes; Glomerellales; Glomerellaceae
Exons: 16
Coding region: 1-2232 (743 amino acids)
Source: RefSeq, a predicted model, not a curated record
AUGACGUUGGUAUUCAAACGCGUCAAGGCCCCUUUCCAAGGCGAGCUUCCGUCCUGCACGAAUCUUGUCAAACAUUCCUCAAGUCUUGUACAACAAAAGCCCGGCAAGAAGGUCCUGCUUCGUUCCUUGAUCCCGUCUCAUCAGCUCCCUAGUCUCCAAUCAGUUGAGACAUGUCUGAUGUUGCUACACGCGUGUCUCUGCAUCUAUCUCACCGACGGGACGUUUGUGCAGCUGCAAACAGGCGGAAAGAAGAGACAAGCAGCCACAAUGGAACGUUUGCCGAUCCCAAUUGAUCUCCAGUCAUUGUUUGUCAUUCCUAUCGAAACGUCAAAUUCUUGUUCACUGUUCGACAAAACCUCAUUCUAUCCUUCGACAAAAGCGAAUCGAGAAUAUGACGAAAACUCUAGGAAGCUAUCAGGGAACACAACUCUAGGGCGAACAUUCCAGAGAGAGAGACCUGCUAAUUACCAUCAGGCUCCAUCCGAGUCUUGCGAAACCUUCCUGCCGUUCCGCGACCCGACAUGCCGGGCCCUAACAAUCCGAGGAAUGACGCUCGGCCACUACUUGAAGAACCCUUGGGGAACUAUCGAGUUGUCGUGGCCACAUACAUUCCAUGCCAUCUGCGCAGCGUGUAGAGAAGCAAGAAGAUUCGGGACGGCCCAGAUCCGCGCUCAGCCAGCCCAAGGCAUUACCAGGCUCGCCAAUCCAGUUACGGUCUUGACAGGUAAUCGAGUUGAGACUUUGCCGUGGAAGAGCCUCGAGAUUCAUUGUUCACCCCUCUGCAUCCACCUUUUUCGUCAUACGACUCAGGAGUUCUCGGCCAGCAAAGCCUUGCACGAAAUCGCACGGUGGAGACUAUGCAGGCAUCUUAUCCGCAGGAUCAUUCGGGCUGGAAUACACUCCAGAGGGCUAAGCGAGGGCGGCGCGGCUGGAACAUGUCUUACAAGUCAUUUUGGUGUGCCCCUGGCGGAAGCUAGUCCACCACUCGACCAGAUUCCCGGGAAUCAUGUCUCGUUCCUCUACACGGACGGCCCGGUGGCCCACGGGAAACUUCCGGCCUUGGCUGAUUUUACAAUGGCACGCGAUGUCUCGCCAUAUAUGAUUUCGGAAAGCGAUAGCCAUUACAGGAUCUCGAUCGACGGAUGGCAGGCACCCGAGAGAGACAGAGAGAGGGAGAAACUGAGAUUCGAGCAAGCGAGUGCUUGCGUUUGCACAGGGAACUCUUUCGCGGUUCUAACGCAGCCUUGGCGGAUUGGAAAAAAGCAUCCACCUUGGGGAUAUUUGGUGGCUUCUCUGCUGGAUAUGGUCAAACCACGACGUUCCUCUUUGACUAUCAAGCGUGCUGUUUUCGUUCAUGGUCAAUUAGCCAACCUCUCGACAUGCAUAGGCAAGUUUGUCUUCCGGAUGUUUGAUAUCACGUUUCUACACGUUUCAACCCUCAUUUACAACUGCAAGAGCCGUGGUGCAAAGGAACGAGCUCAAGUGCCGAUAGUAGCUAAGCAGGACUAUUUGGGAGACGCCCGGUACCCAGUUCGGGACGCUCUGGUGCUCUAUCCGCGGAACAUGGCUUCAGGCCCUUCGAGACAUAAAUGUGUUAACAUUUUCCUGGUUUCGGACUUCUGGGUAGCUACAUACCUGGCAGCAAAUUGCGUUUUACCCGCAAUACAUUUAGCUACAUUACCACCAUAUCAACCACCACAGGGUCAGGGAGCGAAGAUGAAAUACACAGUACACGUCUUCGAGACUCGUAGCAUCUACUGGAACAUUAAAAUCUACUCGUUCUUUUUUUCUGCCCACGUCUCCUCUCGCGCACCUCCACCUCUCGGUAAAGAGAGGGUCUGUGCUUCGGUAAGAGAUAGAGUUCACCUGACAGGCCCAUUCGGUGUGAUGCUACUGCGAAAAUUGCGGGGAAAACGGAGCGGAACGGGGGAGGGCCGGGGUGGGGAGGACCUUCCCGACCCUCCCGCAAAACCCCCCUGGCGCACCCGAAAGGAGCGUGUAAUCUCGGGUUUGUUUGGUUCGAAUCAUCUAAUUGAGGUUAUGCAUCACGCGAUUGAUGUGAUCCCAUAUCCGUCGGUUCAUGUCCGCCGGGUCGUUAUUCGAGGGUAUCUUGAACCAUCGCUGUAUCGCUUAGGGGACCCUUCGUCCAGCGUCCAGACCACGAUUCCAUGGUCCAACGAAUAUCCUGACACCAGACCAGUCGAGAUGGAAUCAUUCAGAACCAAGAGGUGA